AGCCGAGAAGGGAGUUUUAGUCAUAAUGCUGUGGGAUCAGGGAAGGAGCCGGUGAAGACUGGGGUGGGCUCGGCGUGUGGGGGAUCCGCUGGGGUCCAAGGGCAGAACGCAGCGGUUCUGGAGUUGUCGCGUUCGUGCCGUGCCGGGGGCAGCGCGGGCGGGGCUCGCUCCCGGCGGGCCGAGCCCUGGAGGCGGCUGCGAGUGGGACCCCGGCUCCAGCCCCGGCGGCUCCGGAGAGCCGGGCACUCCCCGGGGCUUGGGGUUCAACAGAUCCACCCUGAAACUCGCCCUGAAGUAUUUAUGAACACAAAGGGUGACCCUGAUCAAUGCUGUUAGUGCACUGAUGGAUUUAACAGGUUGCCCAGAGAAGCUGUUGCUGCCCCAUCUCUGGAAGUCCCCACGGCCAGGCUGGACAGGGUUUGGGGCACCCUGGGGUGGUGGGGCUAGAGCUAGCCCUUGGCAGGGGCUAGAACGAGGUGGGCUUUAAGGUCCCUUCCAAACCAUUCUGUGAUUCCAUGUUUUCAAGUCAGCUUCAAGGUGAACCAAGUAUAUUCUCUGGGUCACUUGGCUGAACUUCUCCAAGCAGUAAAAUUGGUCUGUCGAUGGUGAGAAGGUGCUUGUGUUGAUGGCACCACUUAUCUGGUGGGGCUGAUGACAGCCAGCCUCUGUUCAGGGAAAAUACAGCUGCAGACUUCACUCAAGGCAGACUGAAACAGUUUGCUGGUGCUUUGUUGCACUGUCGAGUGAGCUGUUGCCUGGCUCUGCUCUUGAUUUAUGUGUUGAACUGAAGCAUGGGGUCCUUAGCAGAAGAAGGAUGUGAAUUUGUUGAAGUAGGUCCAGAGGAGCCCAUGGAGAUGCCCCAAGGGCUGGAGCCCCUCUGCUCUGGAGCCAGGCUGGCAGAGCUGGGGGUGCUCACCUGCAGAGGAGAAGGCUCCAGGGACACCUCAGAGCCCCUGCCAGGGCCUAAAAGGGCUCCAGGAGAGCUGAGAGGGACUGGGGACAAGGCAUGGAGGGUGAUGAGGCCCUUGCACAGGGUGCCCAGAGGAGCUGUGGCUGCUCCAUCCCUGGAAAUGUUCAAGGUCAGGUGGGAUGGGGCUUGGAGCAGCCUGGGACAGUGGAACGUGUCCCUGUCCAAUGCGUGGGGGGGAAACAGGAUAGGCUUUAAGGUCCCUUCCAACCCAGAUCAUUCCAGGAUUCUGUGUCUCCCACUCUUAAAUUGUGUUUGAGAAUUGAAAUAUUUCCUACACUGGAUGGUUAAAUGGAUGUGGUAUGACUUCCUGUGGAGUAGUAAGGUGGAGAAUGAGGGGUUUACUUCAGGAAUGCUUAUCUCCUGCUGCAGGCUGGCAAAUAUCAGGGAGUUAAUGUAUUGCUGUGCAUAAAAGUUCCAUGGUGAUUCUUUGGUGAGGAAAUUACUUUAUGAGAUGGAUGUGUGGAAAUAUUUGGCGUGGAGCUUGUUGUGAUAUGCACAUGGAAGAGAAACAGCUCUGAGAGCAGAGUGCUGGACACUGUUCCGUUUCCUUCUUCCCCUCAGCCAAAAAGACUUCUUCAUCGUGUGGUCAGGAACGUAUAAAUGUUGUUGUUUGGGUGCUUGUGUUGCUUGUCUUUGGUUUUGAUCCUUGCCAGGACUCCAGGUACCUCUGGAGCAGUGCCCAGGCUCCACCUCAGCACAGGACCUGCACCCUCCAUGCUGCUUCACCUGCUCCAGAGGUGUUUCUCAGGGGCAAGAUUAAGUCCUGCCUGAGCAGAUGUCUGCUUCUAAAAAAUGGACUUACAGCAGAAGUCCCCGUUGCUUUGAGAAGCACAAUGACCAUUUCACAGCUCUGUUUGCAGGAGAGGGCAUAGAAGGUCUGCUGCCACUGCACUCUGCCAAGGUGUGUGGUAAAAAUGGUGCAGAAAUACCAGUCCCCAGUUCGAGUCUACAAAUACCCUUUUGAGCUCGUCAUGGCAGCCUAUGAGAAACGCUUUCCUACAUGCCCAGAGAUCCCAGUCUUCCUGGGGAGUGAAAUCCUGCACGAAUCCAGGAGUGAGGAUGGGGCCAUCCAUGUCAUUGAGCGUAGCUGCAAGCUGAAUGUGGAUGCUCCCAGGCUGCUGAAGAAGAUUGCAGGGGUGGAGCACGUCUUCUUCAUCCAGAAGAACACGGUGAACUGGAGGGAGAGGACGCUGCGCAUCGAAGCCCACAACGAGACCUUUGCCAACCGUGUGGUGGUCAGGGAGACCUGCAGCUACUCAGUUCACCCUGAGAACGAGGAGUGGACCUGCUUUGAGCAGUCAGCCUCUCUUGACAUCAAAUCCUUCUUUGGCUUUGAAAGCACCGUGGAAAAAAUUGCCAUGAAGCAGUACACCUCCAACAUCAAACGGGGCAAGGAGGUGAUUGAGCACUACCUGAAGGAGCUGAUCUCGCAGGGGAUCACGUUCAUCCCGCGCUGGAGCCCUCCCGGGCCGGAGGAGGAGCGGGGCCGGGCCCCCGGGGCCCCCGCGCUGGAGCCCGGCGCUGCCGGCAGCAGCAGGGAGCCGCCUGCCAGCCCCUGCCCGCCCCCCGAGGCCGCCAGCCCUGACGCUGACAAGCUGGACGCUGACUACAUCGAGCGCUACCUGGGCCAGCUCAGCCCGAUGCAGGAGAGCUGCCUGAUCCGCCUGCGCCAGUGGCUCCAGGAGACUCACAAGGGAAAGAUCCCCAAGGACGAGCACAUCCUGCGCUUCCUGCGCGCCCGCGACUUCAACAUCGACAAAGCGCGGGAGAUGCUGUGCCAGUCGCUGGCCUGGCGCAAGCAGUACCAGGUGGAUUUCAUCCUGCAGUCCUGGAGACCCCCGGCCCUGCUGCAGGAGUACUACACUGGGGGGUGGCACUACCAGGACAAAGAUGGGCGGCCGCUCUACAUCCUGCGCCUCGGCCAGAUGGACACCAAGGGUUUGGUGAAGGCCCUGGGAGAGGAAUCCCUGCUGCGACAUGUUCUGUCCAUUAAUGAGGAAGGACAGAAGAGAUGUGAGGAAAACACCAACAUUUUCGGCCGGCCCAUCACAUCCUGGACAUGCCUGGUGGACUUGGAAGGGCUCAAUAUGAGGCACCUCUGGCGGCCUGGGGUGAAGGCCCUGCUCAGGAUCAUUGAGGUGGUGGAGGACAACUACCCUGAGACCCUGGGGAGGCUCCUGAUCGUGAGGGCACCACGGGUCUUCCCUGUGCUCUGGACCCUGGUCAGCCCCUUUAUCAAUGAGAACACACGGCAGAAGUUCCUCAUCUACAGUGGCAAUAACUACCAGGGCUCAGGAGGGCUGGUGGACUAUGUGGACAAGGAUGUGAUCCCAGACUUCCUGGGAGGAGACUGCAUGUGCACUGUCUCAGAAGGGGGGCUCGUGCCCAAGUCCCUGUACCAGACCGAGGACGAGCAGGAGAACUCGGAUCACAUCCGGCUGUGGACAGAAACCAUCUACCACUCUGCAAGUGUCCUCAGAGGAGCCCCACACGAGAUACUCGUGGAGAUCCUGGAAGGGGAAUCUGUCAUCACCUGGGACUUUGACAUCCUGAAGGGAGAUGUGGUGUUCAGCCUCUUCCACUCCAAACGAGCUCCUGAGCCAAGUCACAAAGAAGCCACAUCACCAAGCCCCUCUGGGGCAGGGGACAAUGUGCAGCUCAUUGACAAGACCUGGGUGCUGGGGGUGGAUUACAGCCGGGUGGAAUCUCCCCUGGUCUGCAGGGAAGGAGAGAGCAUCCAGGGCUCCCAUGUCACUCGCUGGCCUGGCUUUUACAUCCUGCAGUGGAGGAUGCACGGGCCCCUGCCCUGCUCCAGCUCCAGCCUGCCCCGUGUGGACGAUGUCCUGGCCUCCCUGCAGGGCUCCAGCCACAAGUGCAAGCUCAUCUACUACUACGAGGUGCUGGCUUCCAAGGACUUCAGGGGAUCCAUGUCCAGCCUGGAAUCUUGCACCAGUGGCUUCUCCCAGCUGAGUGGAGUCACCACAUCUUCCAGCCAGUCCCAGAGCAGCUCCCACCUCUCCAGAUAGCAGAGCCAAGGCUCCAGCAGCAGGGGCACCCUGGGGCUGCUCCAGCCCCAAACCAAAGAGCUCCAGGCCUGGGCCGUGGGGCAGUCACAGCCAUUUGGACACAGAAAGGCCCUGGGGGCUGCUUCCACCACAAAAACUGAAAUUCCAAGGGCAGGUUCAGGAGUUUUGGGUCAGCUGCCUGCUUCUCAGUAGCCUCCUUCAGCACCUGUGGGUCUUGGGUGCCUGUGAGUUUGCAGGAAUCCACUCCCCUCCAAAGGGCUCUUCCCAUGGGUUCCUUUCCAGCAGAGGAGGCUGAUGUUGCCUUACCUGUUGGACCUUUAGAUAAUUCCUGGGUGGCAAAACUAAGGGAAUGUCCUGGCUGCCCACGGGGUGCUGCUUCCACACUGGGCAGUCAAGUGGGCAUGCCAGGGGCAGGGCCUUGGAAGGAACUGCCAACACCUGGGUACAGGCAGGAGGGUUCAGAAAUCACCUCCAGGCCAAACCAAAAACCUCCUCUGGUCUGGCAGGAUGCUCUGGGAAAUGUGUUGGAUUUUUUUAACCCUGCUGAGAAACAAAGUCAAAAUGGUUUUUUUUUAGAAAUUCCAGGCAUUGAAUCUGCCUGCAGUGAGUGGCAUCUUCCAAACUAUUGUUUCUUUUUACUCAGGUUUACAGCAAUAAUGAGCAGGUCUGUCCCAUUCCCGAGUGGAUGGGAACUGAACCCAGUCCUAAAGGGCUAAGAAAAGCAAUAUUUGAUUUCCUGAAGGCACAAGAUUUUCUGGCAGUAUUACAGAACUUGCUUCUUUUAAACAUGAGCUCACUUGAAACCAUUCAGAGAGGCAUGUAUGUAUGUAAGCACUUACUGAAGCCUAUUUAUUCUAUACUAGCUUAUUUUAAAUUAAUUUUUAACUUAUUAUGUCAGAAAUUACUAUUUAUUAAAUACAGUCACCUUUUUUAAUGGGAUGAACUUUGUUUUAGAAAGGAAUAACUGAUUGUCUUCAAUCCCAAGCAAUCUUUCUGCUUGGGUCCUGAUCUUUGUGAUCAAUGGAUGUUCUUGCAAAAGGGCUGCAUUGGGCUAAGGGCUUGUGUCACCUUCCUUGCAAGGAAAGGUGAGAGUCCAGUGCUUUUUUAGACUGUUUUUUAGGAUUAAGAAACAAGGAUUGAGUUCAGGAGUUAUCAUGAACUCCCUACACACCAAAAAUGCCACAUUUGCCCCUCAUCUCUGGUUAUUCUGUAGUCAGGCUGGGAGCAAAGUUAUCCAUGUUCUUGUCCAGGUGAAAAGAAAUGAGAGCACGUGUCAAAUACUCACCACGUUUUUAUUCAGGAAUCUGUGAAGUUGUUCCUUCCCACCCUGAUUUUUUUAAUCACUGGUUUUGAAGUACCAGGCUCUGCCAAAGGAGAAAAGAGCCAAAAUAUUUGGGACAGUGGGAGACAAAGAGCUUGACAUGGUUUUGAGUUGUUUGGUGGGGUUUUUUAAGGAUUGGAGCCAAGGGAAUCACUCUGCACCUUGCAUCUCUCCCUGUGAACAGGUUACUUUGUUAUGUAGAGCUCAGGGAAGUUCUGAUUUCCAAUUCUCAGUUGUUCCACAGACUUUAAUGAUUCUCCCAGACAAAUGAAACUUCUGUCUCUGGCAUUUCAGCAUAACUGGAGUCUGAUAAAGAGGGACAAAUGUAAAUGUAAUUCCCACCUUUCCUCUGAAAGUCAGGAAUUCUGGAAGCAAAAGUGCAUAUGUGUACCCCUCAUGGAAAAUCCUUGACCAGAAUAAAAUCUAAUUCUAGAAACAGUUUCAGACUCCCAAAGCCCCAGCCCUGUCCCCCUGUGCUGGUUCAGGAUUUUACCUUCCCUUCUCACGGGGUUGCUCACAUCCUGCAGUGGCAGCAUUCCUGUUCCCUGGGUUUGCUCUGGGUAAGAAUCUCUUCCUUUGCCCAGGGUUGUUUGGGUUUUUUUUUUUGUAAUUUUGUUUUGAAGUGUGGGAUAUGCUGUUUUCUGCCCACCAGAAGUUUGAUUUUUGUCAGUGAAGCACCUGGAGCUUGGCCCCUGGCAGAUCUCUGAAGGGUGAGGUCAGGGCUGGUUCCACAGAGUGUUCCUGGCUCUGGGGAUGUUCCAAUCCCAGUUUUUCCUCUUGUCCCUUGGCAGUGCCACUCUCUGCCCAUCAGAGGUCAUGCACAGGUUUGUGAGGCAGCUUGUGACCACUCCUUGGCAAGGCUGCAUGAGUUAUCCCACCUGACAAUUUACUUUGAAACCAAUUUAAAUUUUUUUUUUCCUUUUUCUCCUGAAUAUUAACAGGAGAAAGGGAGCAACAGCCUGGAUGCUGUGCUGUGCUUUCUUAACCCUACCUUGUGAACUGCAGGUACCAGAGACACAGAAUUCUCCUACAUCACCUUUUCCCCCCUCAAACAACAUCAGUGUGCUUUAGAAAAUAAACUCAGAGUUUUCUUCAGAGUGAGCUGAGUCUGGGAGGGAUUGUGGAUCUUCAGAAAUCUCCUAAGCCAGAACCUUGGGCAAUGGGCUCAUUUUGGGUGAUGCAGCAAAGCCCUCCCUGCUCCCUCCCCAGCAGUGAGGCUGGUGAGCUCGGGCUGUGUGCAGGGAAGGAGCUGCUGGUUAAAAACUGCUUUCCAGUCAAUUGGGGCUCACCCUGGUCCAGAUCUUCCCUAUGCAAACACAACACCUACCUCAGAGCUGGUGCCAUGUCCCGUGCAGCAGGGAGUGCAGCGUGCUGUGCCAGACCUGGCAGUUCCAUGUGACACCUCCAUUGCCAGAGUUCUCCAGGUUUGCCAUUCCCUGGCUCUGUCCUGGGCUGGAAGGGCAAGCACAGACCUGGGGCUGGAUGUUCGAUGGCUCGGCUGUCGUUCAGGGCAGUCCUGAGCCACGUUUUGCUGCUCUCCGGUGUGGGAAGGGCUCUGUCCCCGCUGGGGGAGGAGGGCUGAGCCCCGGGGGCGGCUCCAGCCCGCAGGUGUCACCACUGCCGUGCCAGGGCAGCUCCCCUGGGCUCUGGGGCUCUCAGGGAGGCACCGCAGCUCUCAGUCGUUCCUCAGCUCCUGAACUCGCUGUUGGAAGCAGAAUUCCCAAGGGUGAGCACACCAGGGAAUCCUGAGUGACAGAGAUGCAGCUGUGCUCCUCUGCUCAGCCACCUCGGUUCUGUUCCUUUAGGACUGUGAAUACCAAUUUGUAAUCCCAGUUUGGUUUCUUGGCAGAACGUUUUGAAAUGCCAUAAUCCAGUGGCAGUUCCCAGUAGGAAGAGGGGAGCCCAGCUGCCCAGCACACGGGGCUGGGGAGCUGCUGGGGCUGAGGCCAACCCUGCUCCAGGCAGGGAAUCCCUCAUUUCAAAAGGCAUUUUGUGAGCUCACACUGCUUUAAUGUCCCAAAUGUUUGUAGUGUGAGCAGUUACUGCAAGGAACAGCUAUUAGAGACUUACUUGACAGCAGCUGUCAAAGAUUCCUGCAUGCAAUUAGCUUUAAUAUUCCUCCAACACCUUUGUGAUGCUCCUUUCAUCUGAUUAUUUCUUUCUUGGAAGGUGAAAUUGGAGUCAAGUCACAUUUGCUGGCUUUUAGUGACACCAACACCCACUUCCAAGAUUUCACUUACACCUAAGUUAAAUGGGCAUUAAUUAAGUUUUUUAGCAGCACUUACUUUCUCUCUUUUGCAGCUGGCUUUGGUUUUAUACACUGAAAUCCUCAUUUUUCUCAGCCAAAAUCCUCAAACCUCCUGUAAAAGCCCACUGCAGGGCACUGAAAUAACAAACAGAUGUUCUCCUAUGAUGGUGUCUGUGUGUCCUGGUAGAGCUGUACUUUUGGGUAUGUGGGAAAUAAAACAUCUCUGAGUA
Messenger RNA from Passer domesticus (house sparrow), 7795 nucleotides. It is a transcript of the gene SEC14L5, whose product is annotated as SEC14 like lipid binding 5. Gene Ontology annotation, cellular component: cytoplasm. The record is from RefSeq and is a predicted model, not a curated record. The transcript has 17 exons. Lineage: Eukaryota; Metazoa; Chordata; Aves; Passeriformes; Passeridae. Bases 1885 to 3996 code for a protein of 703 amino acids.